This is a messenger RNA of Linum trigynum, 1792 nucleotides long. The record is from the annotation of a GenBank genome assembly. Lineage: Eukaryota; Viridiplantae; Streptophyta; Magnoliopsida; Malpighiales; Linaceae.
ACCUAACUAAUUAUUUCAACUCAGACAAGAGUUCGACUUAUCGAUACGAUAGAUAAUUUUUUCGUUUCAAAAUUUUCAAAAUCCGAAUCGCGAAGUGGGUUUCCCCUCCGCCGCAGACCCCCUUUCAGCUCAUUCAUAAUAAUAAUAAAGUCUAAAAUUUUAUUUCACUCAUACCAUUAACACCCAAACCUAGCUCUCUGCGCACUUAUUUAUGCCAAUUGUAACAUCUUUGAGAACCCUUAUUAUCAGUCGCCAAACACGACCCAUUUCUCUUGAUACUCCAUCGGCAUAUCUCGCAUCCUCCCAAUACGACAUUAGUACAGAUUGGGCAUUCGUAUCUGUAGUCAUUCAAAUCAAGCCAAUGAGCAUCUCCUCCCCAAUCGAAACGACAGUAGUACAAAUUGGGUAUGAACAACGAAUUUAGUAACUCCCUUUGGAAACUUUGGUGCGGCUCCAGCACAUGCACACCAAGAUCGUCCUCGUUUGACCGACAAUGAAUCGUUAUGUUUUGUACUCCCUCGACGUCGUUCUCCAACACCAGCACCUUUUUUGCCUCGAUGGACGCGGCUAGUAGCGUCGACAAGAGGAGGAGCGAGACUAAAACGGUGUGACAUUGCCUCAUAGUCGUCUUGUUCCUAUAGUUAGUUGUUUAUGGAGAUGCUGCUAAAUCUUCUCGUACUGGAUGAAGUGUAAGAGGUUUUGGAUGCUUUAUUUAUAUACGGAGAUCGGCUUUGAAAUCACAUCAAUCUUUGUCGAAUGAAUUUCUUACUGAUGAGUGAUGUUCGCAAAGAGUUUUGUGGAUAAAUUGACUUUUAGGGUUCUCAAACAUGCUAUAUUUGGGAUCUAGAGAUCUGAUUAACCAAGCUGGGGAAUGGGAUCUAGAGAUGGUACUAGACACGGAGAGAGUGGCUAGGCGCAAUACUCUGGUGGGGAAAGUCUUCUCAGCGCGUGAGAUCAGCCUCCGUGCCCUGCGAGGAAUGAUCAGAGUGGCCUGGGUUGAUCACCACAAGCCGAAACUUUAGGAGAUGCCCAAAAUCCAACCUUUGGAGGAUAACACCUUUGUGUUCGACUUUGAAAGCAAGAAGGAGAUGGAAGCAAUCUGGGCUGACCGCCCCUGCCCUAUCUCAGGAACAUUGAUGCAACUGAAGAAGGUGACUAGAGUGGAGGAUGCCCGAGAUGUAAGUUUCAAAUGUGUUGAGUUCUGGGUUCAAGUUCACAGCUUACCAGAGGCUUAUAGGACUGAGGGUAACUUAUCAAUGGUGGAGAGGAUGUUCCAUAGGGUGAUUGAAAUUGAUCGAGUUGCCCUCCAAGCCCAGAUCUACAUAAGGUAUGUGAGAGUCUUUGUUGAAAUCGACACCACCAAGCCACUCCUAGACGGUUUCUACUCAUUAUGCUAUUACUGUGGGAAGAUCGACCAUACCAAAGUGGAUUGUGAGAGCCGGAAGAUCCAAGAAGAAAACCUUCAUUCUCCUCCGAUGAUGCAGAGAUGGGGACCCUGGACCAGAGCGAGCUCAUCUGUCUUCUCCCCAAGAACGAACCAGCAACAUGAUUUGGAGGCGGCGAUUAGCCGGGAUGCGGCUUCUUCUUCAAACUCACCAGGCAGGCACCAAUCCCAGCCGUCGGCGACUGCUUAGCUCCAGAAUGCCCCAAUCGGGAACCAGGUGGGCCACGUUCCCUCAAUUUUCUCUCCUCACACCAAUCAAUCCCCCAUCUCGAGCUCUGUGCAAAACUUCAACUUUGCAACGGAACUAUUCCAAAACUCCUCUUUCCCCAAUCAAACACUCCAAAAUCA